UCCCUUCAAAUCGCCGCCCAUAAAAAUGUUGUGAAGUACAUUAAAAGCUUCACAGAUGACAAUACACUUUAUAUUGUCUUGGAAUACUGCGAAUUUGGACCAAUCGACAGUUUCAUCAAAUCCAAGUGACCUGAUGAAAAGAGGCGUAUGGGAUUCAUUAAAGACAUAGCGACUGGCAUUGCUCAUCUUCAUGGCCUCAAAAUUGUACAUAGAGAUCUGAAGCCAGCCAAUAUUCUGAUCGACAGCCAAUAUGUUGCUAAGAUUGCUGAUUUUGGAUUGGUUAAAGUGUUUUCAAAGUUAGAGGAGGUUACGAAAAAAAUUGAGGAAUUAUAUAUGGGUACGUUGGCUGGCACCCCCGUAUACAUGGCUCCCGAGGUCAUGACAGGCCAUUACAAUUCCCAGGCGGACAUUUUUAGUAUGGGAAUUAUAUUUUGUGGUAUUUUAGAUGACGAUUUAAAAGAACAAAUUGAAAAACAGUUGAUUGGAAUAACGAUGCAUAAGGUUCCAGGUUACAAAUACAAGGUACCGGCAACGAUUGGAACAUUCAUGCAAAGGCUUGUGACUAGGAUGCUUCAGAAAGAUUACCAUUUGAGGCCAAAGGCACACGAUGUCAGCCAGCAGUUAAUGCAAUGUGGUAAAGAGUCCAUGAAGAUAAACUUGCGAUCAGUACAGUUACUGGCAGCGGGAAUCUCGUCUUGCCUUGGUGUCAUCGUACUUCCACCAGGAGAAAAACCUCCAGAUGGUCAUCGAAUAACAGAUAAGAUUACAUUGCAUGAUCUUUUCCACUUAACAAACCCCGAUGUUGUGUUGAACACAGAGCAAAAUAAGGAUGGCUGUGACAACACAGUCGAUGCAACUAACAUUGAUGUGAUGUUCAAGAGCAUCGGUGGCUCUACGGGAAAAGUUAGAAUGUCAAAGAAGGCGAGUGUAGAGGAAAUGCGUCGACUUAUAGCCUCACAGUCGAAUAUUCCUUUAGACUCACUUGAACUUUUUCACAGAAAAUGGGCAGUUGAGAACGACCAAUCACUAGAGAAAGAAGGCAUCAAGCAAGGCUCAGUUGUUCACGUACAUUCUGUCAAAGAAGACGCGAAGGGAACGGUGUACUACGAACUUGACAAAGCACUUCUUGAUCCGACAUUUAAUUACGAUUUCACCAAGUUGGAUGAUGGUAAUACUCAAUACUUUAGAGGUGGGCUACCAUAUCAGCGACCCUGUGGGUGGUUUAGGCAUGCAAUCAAGGUUAAAGGUAAAUACGAAGAUGAUAUCUGGCUUGGAAAUAUAGGCAAUCGAACAGAGUCUACAGCUAAGGAGUGGCCUGUAAGUUACCAUGGCUGGAAUAUGACGUCAGACAAUAUUCCAAUUGGGGCUGUGGCGUCAAAUGGAUUAAAUGGCAUAAUAACCACGCCCUCCCUUCAUUUGGUUGCAGAGAAAUUUGUAGAUACUUUCGAAUUUGAGGGUAACACGUACCAAAUAGCUCUACAGAAUCGGAUUAAUCCAAAUGCAGUGAAUGGUCACCUGGUAACCAUUCCGGGUAAAGAGACCGGAGCUUCAGCAGAUUUUUGGUUGUCUCCAAAACAAGACCCAUCUAAAAGGGUUUAUGACGUCAGGCCAUACGGUAUUCUUAUUCGCAGGAUUGAUGCUUGCACUAUUUGUCAAAAGAUUAUCUACAAUAAAUACUGUAUGAUGGGUGCUCCAAGUAGUAAGCCUCAAACAGAAGUGCCUCUCAUUGAAGGACACACCACGAAACAAGCAAACUCACUUCCUUAUAUACUGGGAGACAAGAUAGGAAAAGGUCAUUUCGGCAACGUAUAUAAGGCUGAGCACCGUACUACUAAAGCAGUUGUUGCCGUUAAAACACUGACAGAGGUCGACGACCAAAAGGUAGAAUCUGAGGUGACGUCACUGAGAAAAGCUGAUCAUAAAAACAUUGUUAAAUUUCUUGAUUUUAUCAGUGACUCCGAACAAGCAUGUAUUGUUCUAGAAUUCUGUGAGUUUGGUUCCUUGGAGAAAUUUUUGACACAGCAUCGACCUGACAAAACACAAAGAAUAAAAUUUAUGAUCGAUAUUUCAGCAGGAUUAGCAUAUCUCCAUGAAAUACAUAUCGCGCAUCGAGAUUUAAAGCCAGCUAAUGUGUUAGUUGACAGCAGACGUGUUGCUAAGAUAGCUGAUUUCGGAUUGGCUAAAGUUUUAAUGGGACCUGGAAGUACAGGAGAUGUUGAUAAAAUAUACAUGGUCACAGGUAGCACUAUUGCUUACAUGGCUCCAGAAGUACACAACAAGCAUUACAACAUACAAGCUGAUAUUUUUAGUAUGGCGUUGGUUUUUUGUGUCACCAUAAGUGAAGAAAUGAAAAAAGAAAUAGAACCUAAAUGUCUUGGUUUGGUAAUGCAUAAUAUUCAUGAUUACCAAUUUACCGCUCCCGAGGGCAUGGAUGACUUCAUGCGAAAACUUAUAACUAGCAUGUUGCAGAGAGAUUACCACGUUAGACCAAAGGCACAUGAAGUUUACCAACAACUUAUACAAUAUGAUGCUCAACCAACGGAACCGAUUGUGUCACGAAAUAAACCUUACCAAACGGGAUCUGGAAAUAUAAGGUCCACUGGAAGCAGGAGACUAGAAGAUAACCAGGAUGUAAACGGUUACUGUAUAGUAAGCCGUCUGGGGACAGGUGCGUUCAGUGACGUGUAUAAAGCAGUGGAACAUUCUACGCAAGAGACAGUGGCAUUAAAGCGAAUUAAAGAAUUGGCCUUAGAUGCUUCUGUUUUGAUUGAGAUCAAAGCUCUUCAAAUCGCCGCUCAUAAAAAUGUUGUGAAGUAUAUCAAAAGCUUCACAGACGAUAAUACGCUUUAUAUUGUCUUGGAAUACUGUACAUUUGGACCAAUAUACAGUUUCAUAAAAUCCAAACGUCCUGAUAAAGAGAAGCGCAUGUGUUUACUCCAAGACAUAGCGAAUGGCAUAGCACAUCUUCAUAGCCUCAAAAUUGUACAUCGAGAUCUGAAGCCCGCCAACAUUUUGGUUGACAGCCAAAAUGUUGCUAAGAUUGCUGAUUUUGGAUUGGCUAAGGUUUUUAAAUCAGAUGAUACGAAGAAAAUGGAGGAACUCUACAUGGCCACGAUAACCGGAACGUAUGCAUACAUGGCUCCAGAAGUGCCAACAGGUUAUUACAAUGCCCAGGCGGAUAUUUUCAGUAUGGGGAUUAUAUUUUGUGGUAUUUUGGAUGACAAUUUAAAGGACAAGGUCGAGAGGGAGCUGAUUGGAUUGAAGAUUCAUUUGGUUCCAGGGUACAAGUACAAAAUACCGGCAACGAUUGGAACGUUCAUGGAAAGGCUUGUGACUAGGAUGCUUCAGGAGGAUUACCAUCUGAGACCAAAAGCACACGAUGUCAGCCAACAGCUAAUCCAACAUGGUAAAAAGUCUGUGAAAAUAGACCUGCGAUCGACACAGUUGCUGGCAGCGGGAAUCUCGUCUUGUCUUGGUGUCAUUGUACUUCCACCAGAAGAAAAACCUUCAGGUCAACAAAGAAGAAAUAAGAUUACUUUACAUGAUCUUUUCCACUUAACUAACCCCGUUGUUUUAAACAAAGAGGAAAAUAAUGAUUAUGGCCGUGACGACACUGCAGUUGAUGCAACUGGCAUUGAUGUGAUGUUCAAGAGCAUCGGUGGCUCUACGGGAAAAGUUAGAAUGUCAAAGAAGGCGAAUGUAGAGGAAAUGCGUCGACUUAUAGCCUCACAGUCGAAUAUUCCUUUAGACUCACUUGAGCUGUUCCACAGAAAAUGGGCAGUUGAAGAGGGGCAAUCACUCGAGAAAGAAGGCAUCAACCAAGGCUCAGUUCUCCACGUACAUUCUGUCAAAGAAGACGCGAAGGGAACUGUGUACUACGAACUUGACAAAGCACUUCUUGAUCCGACAUUUAAUUACGAUUUCACCAAGCUGGAUGAUGGUAACACUCAAUACUUCAGAGGCGGGCUACCAUAUCAGCGACCCUGUGGAUGGUUUAGGCAUGCAAUCAAGGUUAAGGGUGAAUACGACGAUGACAUCUGGCUUGGACCUCCUGGAGGACGAACAAAUUCUGCAUCUAAGGAGUGGCCUGUGAGCUACCAUGGCUCAAAGAUGACGUCAGAUAACAUUCCAGUAGAGGCUGAGGCGUCAUACGGGUUAAAUGGAAUAAUAACCACGCCCUCUCUUCACUUGGUUGCAGAGAAAUUUGUAGAAACAUUCGAAUUUGAGGGUAACACGUACCAAAUAGCUCUACAGAAUCGGAUCAAUCCAAAUCAAGAUAAUGGUCACCUUAUAACCAUCCCAGUAAAGGAUACUGCAGCUUCUGCUGAUUAUUGGUUGUCUCCAAAACAAGACCCAUCUAAAGGGGUUUAUGACGUCAGGCCAUACGGUAUUCUUAUUCGCAGGAUAGAUGAUGAGCCUAUUAAUUAAAUUAAUCUAUUCAAUCCAUUCGUUGGUUACGAUAGGAUACGAUAAGAUUUAUUUCCAUCAAGAAUCAAUAAAAUACAACAUACUGUAAACACGUCAUGAUAAAUGAUUGCAUGAGACAACUACGAAUCCUAAUCCUAUAAUAUACCUUAUUCAAAACAACUAUAAAUGCAUUUAAAUUCAAACAGGGCCUAUUGCAAAUAGAAAUUAAAGGGAUAAUACAACUGAUUUAGGGCGGAACUUUAGUAAAAAAUCCUGUCUUCCAAAUUGUUAGGGUCAUGAGGUCAAUAAGAGACUGCGCAACACGAACCAUCCACUCUCUAUGCCUCACAAGAGACAGAAUAUAGAGCACCAUUACCAUCCAGUAAGUGGAGAGUUACUUGCUUUUAUUGUGAAUUAAAUACACUUUAAAAACUAGUUUUAAUUUUAAAAAAACUGAGGACUGCCACAAUCACAAUCAGAAUGAAUUUUAAUGUCCUGAAAUCAGUACAAAUUUAUGAAAAAUGUAUUCCUUGCUUAUAUACAUAAAGUAUAAAAAUACGAAAGACCAUCAAAACAUGAAUUAAGCUAUACAAUGAUACAGAACCAUCGUAUAGCUUAAUUUAUGUUCCUGUUGUGAAUAAAUAUUAAAGUAGACUAAUAGAAAACUUUUUAAUUACGACGAAACAGAAUACACAAUGAGCGCUUAACCAAGUAAAUUUCAAAAGUCAGAGGAGAAAGAAGAUAAAUAAUUGAAACCUGAUCGCGUCAGUUGAAAUACAAGGCAAUAUAUACUUAUUUUGAUAUUAAUUUUUAUAUUUCAUGGUAGAAUCUAAGAACUCAUUAUCAACACCGUUAAUUAUUCUAAAAGAAUCCGUAAGUUGUUAGGGCUUUACAAAUGUUCUUUGUUGUGAAUAUAUAGACCUAUUAGACUGUUUAUGUUCAAUUUAAUAUAUCAUAUUUUAAAUGAAAAUUGUUAAAAAAAUAGAUAACCUUUUAAAAGUACUCUUUUUAACUAUUUAUUUGAUCGAUCGAAGAAAUGUAUAAAUAUUAUCUUUUCCUUCUUUAUAUAUUUUAUAUUUUAUAUAUUUGAUCGUAUUGUCAUUGGCCAGAGGUUUAGAGAUGUAACUUUAAAGUUUAUUAAGCAAACCAAUCAAA
Anneissia japonica is the source of this 5562-nucleotide messenger RNA. RefSeq lists its product as uncharacterized. The transcript is spliced from 6 exons. Gene Ontology annotation, cellular component: cytoplasm; autophagosome. Lineage: Eukaryota; Metazoa; Echinodermata; Crinoidea; Comatulida; Comatulidae. Gene Ontology annotation, biological process: peptidyl-serine phosphorylation; autophagosome organization; autophagy. Bases 148 to 4428 code for a protein of 1426 amino acids. The record is from RefSeq and is a predicted model, not a curated record. Gene Ontology annotation, molecular function: protein binding; ATP binding; protein serine/threonine kinase activity.